AUGCCUUUCACUCCUAUCCAAAGUCUUAUUGGUGCCACUUAUCUAGCUCCUAGCGUCUCUGCUUACCACGUUCUGAUACUCAACGGAGGGGUGCUUGGCGUCUCUGGUGUGAAAGCCCACAAAGGUGACACGCUGAGCGAUGUCAACCCCGACCCAGAAUACCUUGCGCUCAUAUCCAUUGUUGGACUUUUGGCUGGCGGACUCGUACUGGGACUUUUCUACCAACCGUUGGAGACGCAACUUCAAACGCAGCUAGUAGAUAUCUAUAGCACCACAUCAGUCACCCAGGCCCAAAGAAUCGGACUGGCACUUGCCGGAUUUUUGGUCGGUAUGGGAAGCAAAUUAUCUAAUGGUUGCACGUCUGGACACAUGCUUUGCGGUGUAUCGCGCCUUGCACCUCGCUCACUUCUUGCAACAGCAACCUUCUUUCCCGUUGGUGUAUUGACACACCUGCUGCUCGGGCAAACGUCGCUCUUCUCCACCAAAUUGGUUGUCGAAGGACCUAUUGGUCGGCCAACUUGGCAGGUGACACUUCUCCUUCAGCUCCCGAUACUCUUUUAUCGUUAUGGCGCUGCAUUUGUGAAUGACUUGACGGGUGGUCGUUAUGCCCGCCAGGUAGUAGCAUUUAUGACAUCUUUUCACUUUGCAUUAGGGUUAAUCGCCAGCGGAAUGCUACGUCCUUCAAAAAUUCUCAAUUUUCUACACUUGACUCCCACUGCGAUGAAGGACGGAACUUGGGACCCCAGCCUCGCUAUGAUCAUCCUAGCAGGUAUCCUUCCCCAAGCAUUCGUGUGGUUGGCCUCUCUCAGGAAACAUGUUCGGCAAGCUGGUACCAGACCAAAGUUCUCCGAGACGUGGAAUAUACCCAUGCCUGUGCCAGAAUGGCGGAAAGGCGUUGAUGCCCGGCUCAUUAUCGGCGCAGCUUUGUUUGGAAUAGGGUGGGGCAUGUGUGGAAUUUGCCCCGGUCCUGCUAUUGUUCUAUCGGGCGCUGGGAUUUCUGGAGGAAUAGAGUCUCAUGGGUGGAUGCGUAUUGGAGUAUGGAUUGCUGGAUUCGUGUCAGGGGGCCUGAUGGGUCGUAUAUUUUGA
Messenger RNA from Rhizoctonia solani, 1086 nucleotides. RefSeq lists its product as uncharacterized. NCBI's taxonomy places the organism in Eukaryota, Fungi, Basidiomycota, Agaricomycetes, Cantharellales, Ceratobasidiaceae. Bases 1 to 1086 code for a protein of 361 amino acids. Gene Ontology annotation, cellular component: plasma membrane. The transcript is spliced from 5 exons. The record is from RefSeq and is a predicted model, not a curated record.